CACACGAAGAAGAAUGAACACCAGCAGCAGCAGAAGAAGAAGAAGCGCUAAUGGCGGUCUGUGAAUGGAAACCGAAAGUAUCAUUGUGAGACUGUCUAAGCUGAACAGAUUUGACCACAUAGACGGACGGAGACGCAGGAAAACAGCGUAAAGAUGGCUGGUUUUCUGGAUAAUUUCCGCUGGCCAGAGUGGGAGUGUAUCGACUGGGGGGAGAGGAGGAAUGCUGUGGCGUCCAUCGUGGCUGGAGUUUUGUUCUUCACCGGCUGGUGGAUCAUGAUCGAUGCAGCCGUCACCUAUCCGUUACAGGAGCAGAUGAACCACGCCUUCCACACCUGCGGCGUCUUCUCCACCAUCGCGUUCUUCAUGAUCAAUGCAGUGUCUAACGGACAGGUGAGAGGAGACACAUAUGGAGAGGGCUGUCUGGGCCGAACAGGGGCUCGUUUAUGGCUCUUCAUUGGCUUCAUGAUGAUGUUCGGCUCGCUCAUCGCCUCCAUCUGGAUCCUGUUUGGAGGAUACGUGGUGCCCCAGAAAGAGGUCGGUCCUGGUUUGGCGGUUUUCUUUCAGAACGCUUUCAUCUUCUUCAGCACACUUAUCUACAAGUUUGGACGCACUGAGGAUCUGUGGGGGUAGAGACAGUGUUAAGACCACCCCUAGACCGCCUUCAGAUGACCUUCAGACUGUCUCCAGACACGCUGACCACGAGGAUCUCCUUAUGUUCCUGCUGUAAAAAUGUGUCCCUUAAAUUAUCUGUGCUGCUGAUGAAGACAUGCUUGAUCAUUAUUUAUCCACUGUUUAAAGGAGGGAUCCCAUGUUUGGUUACUUAAACAUGUUUUUAAUUUUUACAGUCAAAUCUCACUGUUCAGUUUUACAAUGUAAAUUUACUGUAAAGUUUUACAGUGUAGACUUGCUGUACAGUUUUAAAGAGUGAACUCUCACAGUAAAGUUCAACAAUUUAGCCUCGCUGUGAAGAAUUACAGUGUAGACGCACUAAAGUUUUGAAGUUUAAACUCUCACAAUGAAGUUUAACAGUGUGGACUAACUGUAAAGCAUUACAAAAAAGACUUACUACGGGUUACAGUGUAAAAACUCUCACUGUAGAGUUUUAUGUUGUAACCUAUCCUUAAAAUUCUAACUGUAAACCCACAGUUUGGUUUACAGUGUAAACUCUCACUGUCAAAUUUUACAGUGUAAACACACUGUAGUGUUUUACAGUGUAGACUCUCUGUAAAGUUGUAUUAGUAAACUCCCAGCUAAGUUUUACAGUGUAGACACACUGCAGAGUUUUUAAAUUGAUAACUCUCAGCAAAGUUUAAGAGUGUAAACUCACUAAAGUUUUACAGUGUAAAAUGACUAAAGUUUUACAGUCUACACUCACUGUAAUGUUUUACAGUGUAAUUACAAGCUAACAUUUUACAAUGUAAAACCACUGUAUUGUUUUACAGUGUUAACCUUUACACUGAGAUGUGUUGUUACCUGUCCAAACGUGUAUUUUUUGUUUGUUUUUUUCUUGUUAUUGACCAUCUGUUUGAUCUCAUAUUUAUUGACAGAUUUUUCAUUAGUGGGGAUGCUGAGUAAGCAUCCACACUAUUGAUUCCUGUUUAUUAUUGAUCAGAUCAAAGUCUGCUGUAGUUUCAGUAUUACAGAUAAAAUUUUUAUUUUCACCUUUAAACAUUUUAAAAAUGUUUUCCUUUUUUUUCCCCACAAACUUGUGCCAGUUGUUGUAGUUGUUUGUCUCAACUCCAGUUUUGAUCCUGAUGUAUGAACUCUUUAUUUAUUGAUUAGUCCGGAUCAAUUUUUGUUGGUUAUUGAUGAUCAGGACCGGGUAGAACAGAUGACUGCUGUAGUUUUAGUAUUCAGAGACUCUUUUAUCCUCUUUUUUUCCCACUUUUAAACACUAAGUUUUUUUUGUUUUUGUUUUUUUUUUACUGCCAUACCUCAAACUUUGGGUGUGGGUGAAAUCAGCUGAUCAGUGAGUAAAUAUCAGGGUUUCAUCUGUUCAUCUUUGUAAUCAUUGAUCUGGUUUAUAAAGAACUCUGAACAUUAACAGUUGGAGGAUGAUUCCACUUAUUUAAAAUUUCACUGGGGUCAGCCUGUUUUGUUGAUCUGCACAGCAGAGU
Molecule: messenger RNA, 2117 nt
Organism: Cheilinus undulatus (humphead wrasse)
Lineage: Eukaryota; Metazoa; Chordata; Actinopteri; Labriformes; Labridae
Product: transmembrane protein 50B
Exons: 7
Coding region: 154-630 (158 amino acids)
Biological process (GO): late endosome to vacuole transport via multivesicular body sorting pathway; protein targeting to vacuole
Source: RefSeq, a predicted model, not a curated record